GACAGUAAAACCGCCUUGAUCUUGGCAGCGAAACAAGGCCGUGUUGAAAUUGUCCGCUUGCUCUUGGAAGCUGGAGCAGACAAAGGCCUAAAGGAUCGGGAAGACAGGACAGCAUACAAUUGGGCAUGGAUCUGCGGCCGCUAUGAGGUUUCUCAUUUGCUGCUGGACCAAGAGUCCGAACAGGACUUGAGUGAGAGACUGAGCCGGCGCAGCAGCUUUUACUGCGUUGCGCCUUUUCAAUUGUCACGUUAG
This is a messenger RNA of Symbiodinium sp. CCMP2592, 252 nucleotides long. NCBI's taxonomy places the organism in Eukaryota, Dinophyceae, Suessiales, Symbiodiniaceae. The record is from the annotation of a GenBank genome assembly.